Messenger RNA from Bacidia gigantensis, 2073 nucleotides. RefSeq lists its product as uncharacterized. NCBI's taxonomy places the organism in Eukaryota, Fungi, Ascomycota, Lecanoromycetes, Lecanorales, Ramalinaceae. The record is from RefSeq and is a predicted model, not a curated record. Bases 1 to 2073 code for a protein of 690 amino acids. The transcript has 2 exons.
AUGCCUGCGAAUUUCCUAAAAGCAAUUCCGCUCGACCCAAAGACAGAUGGUAAUGCGGAACCCGAUCUGCACUUUCUGUGCUCAAAGUGCAAGUACAUCUCACAAGAGAUUUUGUCAUUAUAUCAGGUUCUUCGAGAUUUGGUGGAACAAGAGGACUGGGCUGACGACAAAGUCGAAGACCGAGUCUUGGGGCAUCACCUUGACAGUGAAGAGCUUCGCACUGCAGGUGAAUCCGGAUGUCAUUUGUGCACCCUGAUUUGGGACACACUUGAUGCACCUGCCCGCAAAAUGCUACGAGAUUAUGAAUCAGAACUGUCGGCUGACAGAUCAAGGAAGAUUAGGCGUCCAGAACAAAGCUAUGAAGUUGGCAUUUGUACCAGCGAUACUUUCGACGUUGAGCCAAGUGAGGGCAAUAUUGGGCUUUGGUUAAAGCUUACGGACUACCCAGAAAAUGAAAAUUUCCAGUGUAUCCUACUUGACGUGCUCAAAUUGAGCAUGGAGGAUCAAGAUUCUGCCACGAGUCCCUCCUUAGAUCCUCUCUGUUUGAAUAGGAACCAACCCCUGGAAAUUCACGCACGUCACUCCCUAUUCAAAGCGCCAACUCGCCUUGUUCAUGUGGGAUUCUCAGAUGGAUCCGAGGGGCUUCGCUUGCGCAAUUCUCCCUAUGAUGAAGACAAUGUGGAAUACGCAACGUUGAGCCACUGCUGGGGGAAAGCAAAAACCUUGAAGUUGACUGAAUCCACUCACAAGCGAUUAAAAGCUGGCUUCGACAUCGCUCUUUUGCCCCACACUUACAGAGAUGCUGUUCAAGUCACCCGGCAACUUGGGUUGCAGUACAUAUGGAUUGAUUCUUUGUGCAUAUUCCAGGAUUCAACAAGUGACUGGGAGAGGGAGGCUUCGAAGAUGGGUGACGUGUAUUACAAUUCCGUCAUUACCAUUGCCGCUACUUGGGGCAGCGAUGGCGAGGCAGGAUGCUUUACUCAAAGGAACCCUCUCACUUUGAAGCCCUGUAGGAUUGGACCAGCGUCGGCGAACAGUCUUUUUGCAAUGCCUAAUGAUAAAAGUCUUGGUACUAGAAUUGACCAACUGAGGGAGGCCGCACCAUUGCUUACGCGUGGAUGGGUACUGCAAGAGCGCUGGUUAUCCACUAGAGUGCUGUUCUUUGGACCGAUCGAGACACAUUGGACUUGUCGCAAAGGAGAAGCGAGCGAAUCGAACCCAGAUCUGGACCAAGAGCUGUUACCUCUCGACGACGAAGAAACGUACCUGCGGCAAAAAGCAGUCCGCGACUCUUCCUCUGCGAACGAGAACCAGUUCAUAUCGGUUCAAGAGACACCAAUGAUGUUGUACUUUUACCAGGUCUGGCACUCCAUUCUCACUAGAUAUUGGAACUCCCACCUCACUUUCCCGACCGACAAUCUGAUUGCAAUCUCCGGAAUAAUACAGAGACUCAGCUAUUCAACGGGCAUGACAUGCCUUCACGGUAUCUGGCAGCCCCUUAUUCCUUUUGACCUGCUUUGGUAUCAUCAAACUCCGGUUUCUGACCCGGUCUAUACAAACACUCCAACUUAUUCAUGGGCACAUAUACUGGGAGGCAAAUUGAGCGUUUCACACAUGCUCACCUAUUUUGCUUCUGACGAGUCUAAAGGAUCUUGGGAACGUGAAGCAAAGGCGACGUUGUCGGAUACCGGCCCCGAGAUUUGGCUCAGGGGUCCUCACUUUCCUCUCAAUGAACUUUGGUCAGAAAUAGCAGAGAGACAACGGGAUAUAUCUGGCUCGGAAAUGGACAGAGACGCGUGCUUUUUAGCAAUGGAUACUACAAGAAGUGAUGAAUCGCUGGCUGCGGAAGCUAAUUUGCGUUGUAUACCCAUCUUAAAUGCGAACGAGAGAAUCUCGGCUACUGGAUGGCGACGAUCCAGAGCCGGUCUCGUCGUUGUUAAGGGCACAGGCGAGGAGAAGGACUAUCACAAGAGAAUCGGAUACUGGCAAUAUUGCGACUUCUCGAAAGAUGAAGCGAAAGUCUAUGCUUGUGAGGUUUCAGGCCCUGGCAAGAAGAUUAUUACACUCAUCUGA